Messenger RNA from Marchantia polymorpha subsp. ruderalis, 441 nucleotides. The record is from the annotation of a GenBank genome assembly. Lineage: Eukaryota; Viridiplantae; Streptophyta; Marchantiopsida; Marchantiales; Marchantiaceae.
AACCGAAACACAAACGGGACAUUGUUCGUAUGCUGAAGGAGGCUGGAUAAGUUGUAGCUAUGACCGGAGAUGGAGUGAAUGAUGCUCCAGCAUUGAAGCUUGCAGACAUUGGUAUCGCAAUGGGAAUUGCCGGAACUGAGCUCGCCAAGGAGGCGUCCGAUAUGGUUCUUGCGGAUGACAAAUUCAGCACCAUUGUGUCCGCCAUUGCGGAAGGUCGUUCUAUUUAUAAUAAUAUGAAGGCAUUCAUCAGGUACAUGAUCUCCUCGAACGUUGAAGAAGUUGCUUCAAUCUUCUUGACUGUAGCACUCGGCAUGCCCGAAGGCCUAAUUCCUAUUCAGCUUCUUUGGGUGAAUCUCGUGACUGACAGUCCUCCGGCAACCGCAUUGGGUUUCAAUCCCCCUGAUGCCGACAUCAAGAGGAACCCACCCUGAAGAAGUGAUG